GCCAAACGCCCGAAGUCGGCAUUCACACUAGUACGUAUGCACGUACAAGUACCGUCAUUUCAGACGUUAGCAUUGCAGUUUAUCUAUUUAUUAAAUUAAUCUAAUCAAUUUUUAUCUGGACUUGAAAAUAAUUCAAACACGUGUUGAAACAGCAGUCUUCAAUUGUCAAGUGAAGUGACAGUACUGGUCGAAAAUGCAUUUAAAAAAAUAUUGAGUGAUUUUUUAAAUUUUAUUUUUGUGGAUAAGUGACAGUGACAUGCGAGACAAUCUGUGAUUUUAUUUAUUUUUUUUUUUAUAUUUUUAAAUGAGACUAUUUUUAUGACGUUCUCGAAUAUGGAAAAUAACGUGGAAGGGGUGCAACCUAGUGACAAAAAAUGGCAUACCCCCUUUAUGAGGCAGUGCUUCAUCACAGCGGGCGUGUCCCUGAACAUCGUCGCGCACGGCUGCGUCAUAGGCUUCUCUGCCAUCUUGAUUCCCAGUCUUAGGAGACCAGAGUCUCACAUCCACGCCACGCCCGCCCAGGAGUCAUGGAUAGCCUCCGUCGUGGGCGUCGCUCUAAUCAUGGGCAACUUCAUCAUUACACCUCUGAUGGGCGCCAUCGGCAGAAAGCGGUCCCACCUGUCCACCAUCGUGCCCAUCAUGACCGGCUGGAUCAUGCUGUUGCUGGCCAACAGUGUCGCAGGCCUCAUCGUCGCCAGAGUCCUUCAGGGCAUCGCCAUGGGCAUGCUCGGCCCACUAGGCUCCAUCAUCAUAGCUGAAAUGACAGACCCUAGGAACAGAGGCGCCUUUUUAACUUGCGUCUCUCUGUCUUUAACUAUCGGCGUCCUUUUCAGUCAUGCUUUAGGAACUAUACUAUCCUGGCAAUAUUGUGCGCUCAUCUGCUCAUUCUUGACGUUCACUAGUCUGAUCAUGAUCAUAUACGCUCCAGAAUCACCAUCGUGGCUGAUAUCUAAAGGGCGUUAUCAAGAAGCGAGCGAUAUCUUCUUCUGGCUCCGAGGACAGAAUGAUCUACAAGUAGAUGAACUGGAAAGCAUGGUAAAGGCCCAAAAGAUGAUUAGAAAAUCAAGCGUAGCUGGACAAACGUUAACUUUCGGGGCGAGGGUCAAGCGAGGCUUCCGAUACUUUUUCACGACCUGUAGAAAGCCUGGUUUCUAUAAACCAAUUAUUAUAAUGCUCUUCAUGUAUAUCAUGUUUCAAUUCGCCGGAAUCAAUGUUAUCAGCUCCUAUGCUAUAGAUAUUAUCAAAGACGUCGUCGGCCCUGAAGCAAAUGCCAAAGUUAUUAUGGUAGCAUUAGAUAUAGAAAGACUGAUUUGUAACAUUAUGGCUGUGUUUCUUAUGAAGUAUUUUGCGAGGAGAACUGUGCUAUUUAGCAGUGGAUCUAUAUGUAUUUUAGCAUAUAUUGGAAAGGGAACGUACGUGUACGCGAAGGAGAAUCAUAUCUUGCCAGCAGAUUUUGAGAAUCAAUGGAUACCUAUAACUUUAAUAGGAAUUUACAUGUUCUCACUAACGAUUGGUAUAUCAUCGGUGCCAUUUGCUAUAUCAGGCGAAAUAUUCCCAUUGGAAUACAGAGGAUUAGCGGGAGGCCUGAGUAUUUUACCACUAUCAUUGAACUUCUUUAUAGCUGUCAAAUUCUUCCCAAUUCUGAAGGAUGCUAUAACAUUGCCGUAUACAUACUUCCUGUAUGGAGGGGUAGUUGCUAUAUGUUUAGUGUUCCUGUACUUUAUGUUGCCAGAAACGAAAGAUAGGACGCUGCAGCAGAUUGAAGACUCACUAUGUGGAAUUUCUCGUGAGGACAGACUGAGUUCCGAGCCGCUGAAUAAGGAGGGUGGAGAAUUGAGAAGGUGCAGUUCGCAUAUCCUAUACUAAGAGCAAUCAGUAUUAUUAGUUAGCUUCAAUAAUGAAGUGAACAAGCGAAGUUUAUUGGAAUAUUAACAGUGAUCUUUAUGUAAUUGAAAUUGUAUAUUUUCAGAUAAACUUAUUUUAUACGUUAUAUAUAAUUAUGUUGUUGAAAUUGGAAAAUAUUAAAUUAAUUUACACAAUGAAA
Molecule: messenger RNA, 2044 nt
Organism: Plodia interpunctella (Indianmeal moth)
Lineage: Eukaryota; Metazoa; Arthropoda; Insecta; Lepidoptera; Pyralidae
Product: facilitated trehalose transporter Tret1-like
Exons: 3
Coding region: 319-1866 (515 amino acids)
Biological process (GO): transmembrane transport
Cellular component (GO): membrane
Molecular function (GO): transmembrane transporter activity
Source: RefSeq, a predicted model, not a curated record